Messenger RNA from Esox lucius (northern pike), 2647 nucleotides. RefSeq names its product purinergic receptor P2Y12 (gene p2ry12). The transcript is spliced from 3 exons. The record is from RefSeq and is a predicted model, not a curated record. Gene Ontology annotation, cellular component: membrane. Gene Ontology annotation, molecular function: G protein-coupled purinergic nucleotide receptor activity. Gene Ontology annotation, biological process: G protein-coupled receptor signaling pathway. The coding region runs from base 166 to 1245 and encodes 359 amino acids. NCBI's taxonomy places the organism in Eukaryota, Metazoa, Chordata, Actinopteri, Esociformes, Esocidae.
GUUAGUAGAUUGAAAAGUAUUCAAGAGAGAUACCCAAGCCCAAUCCACUUCAUCAAAUUAUUGAACAAUUCCAGUUUGCUGAGAUAAAGAGUGUCUCCAGAAACCUACAUCAGGAUCAGUUUGGCUCAGUCAAAGACUGGGAACGAAGAAAGCCCAGUCCUUGACAUGGACAACACACUGGGAUUCACUCUGACCCCGAUCAGUUCCAACCAAACCAACAGCAGCUGUUCCCGUGACAAUUUGCUGAAGACGGUGGUGUUUCCUGUUCUCUACUCUCUGCUAUUCCUGUCAGGCCUGUCAAUCAAUGGCCUGGCAGUCUGGGUGUUCUUCCGCAUCCCCAGUCGCUCCCACUUCAUCAUUUACCUCAAGAACAUUGUGGUGGCUGACGUUUUUAUGACACUCACCUUUCCAUUUAAGGUGCUGUCUGACUCGAACAUGGGAUCCUUGGGUCUGCGUAUCUUUGUCUGCCGCGUUUCCUCUGUGAUCUUCUACUUCACCAUGUACAUCAGCAUCCUCUUCUUUGGCUUAAUCAGCAUUGACCGCUGCAGGAAGACCCUCCAGCCCUUCAAAAGGACCAAUGCCAGCCGUCUUGCCCACAGGAAGCUGCUUUCUUGGGCCAUUUGGGGCUCUCUGUUGGCCCUUUCCCUGCCAAACAUGAUCCUGACGAGCCACAGGCCCAUCUCGCCCUACUUCAAGUGCAGCGAUUUGAAAACGGCGACUGGGCUUCUGUGGCAUGAGGUGGUCAACCACGUGUGCCAGUUCAUCUUCUGGGGUAACCUGGUGACAGUGAUAGUGUGUUAUUCCCUCAUCACCAAAGAGCUGUAUAGUUCCUAUGCCCGCAGCAAGGCUUCCUCUGCUGGGGGUGUCAAAUGCAGAGAUGGUAAACGUGAGGGUAACAGCAAGGAUCAGCCCCGGAGAAAGAACGCAAAUGUCUUCCUGGUGCUGGCAGUGUUCUUUGUGUGCUUUGUGCCUUUCCACUUUGCCCGUGUGCCAUACACCAUAAGCCAGACAAGGGGUCGAAUAUUUGACUGCAACCUCAAGCUGUUCCUCUUCCAGUUGAAGGAGAGUACCCUUUGGCUGUCCUCCCUGAACUCCCUCCUAGACCCCCUCAUCUACUUCUUCCUCUGUAAGUCCUUCAGGACCACCCUGUUCAAAAUUCUGCGUCUUCCACCUGGGACCUGUAGCUGGCUUACUGGGAUGGGGUCAGAGACCAACAGUACCACUAUGGAGGACUCCACUACCUGAAUCUAGGAAACUAAAUACAUGUCUGGAGGAUAUUCUAUUAAGUGUGAACUAAAGUGAUUAGAUCUCGGUCUAGACAAUUGGGACUGUCGAUGUAUACUGCUAAUGAAAGUUGGUACUAUACGAAGUGAUUGUAGCUAAAGAUUAAUGUUCUUGAACAGUCAGUAAUAGUUGAAUAUCAUAACUUCCUUUAAUCCUUCUCUUAAGUUCAUGCCAAGGAAAGGACCUCAGGUCACACUGUGUCUGUCUUAAAGGGAUAUUUGGGGUUUUAGCAUGAUAGCCCCCAUUUCCCAAUUACUUUUAGGUCAGGUUUCACAGACACAGAUUAAGCCUACUCUAGGACUAAAAUAAUUGUCUGGUUAGAAAACUCCAUUGAACUAGAUUUUUUAGUCCUAGAUUAGGCUUAAUCCUGAUCUGUAAAACUGGCCCUUAGUAUUGAAGCAUCAUCCAGACAGUUGUUUUUGUCAGUGUCUGUGAUGGAUUUGGCUGUCUAGUUGCGUGCACAAGCCAUGUAACACAUACAACUUAUAAAAUCCCUAUUUCCACUAUUAUGAUCAUCAAUGUGUAUCCAUCAACUUGUUUUCUUUCAAGUCUGUGUACUGCUAGUCUUAUGUAGCUACACCCCCAACAUUCUACAGUGCCUUGUUCUCAAGGCUAACACAGUGCUGAUGUCACUUUCUAAUGCUACAUCUUUUAAUCCAUAUUUAAGUGUAUUUAGCCAUGCAACCGGUGUAGACAAACAGGAGAUAACAUGCCUAGCCAUUUUGUUGGUGAGCGGAACAACACUGGCAAUGUACUACGGCUGAUGUAGAUCACUAAUCAGUUUUCAUUUAAAUACAUAAGUCAUCUAUGCAGAAAAAACUAUACCUGUUUUUUCAAAGGUUUCCCAAAAAUGUUUCAGCCCUAAGCGUAUGAUGUGGGGAUGGUUUCCAAAAUGUUUUGGGGUGAAUCUGACCACUGCAGUAUAUUGCUUGAGUGUGCAAUUACACAGCCCAAAAAAAUCUCCAGAACUGAACUUUGACCAAAACAACUGUCUGGUGGAUGUUUCAACACUAAAAGGGGAAACAAACUAAAUAUCACUAUGACAGCCUUUUUCCUUAUGCUGUCUUCUGCUGCGAUUCAUUUUGUGUUAAUUCUUUUUUAGGGUUUAGAAACUAAAAAAAAGAAAUUGUAUACUUAUCAUGAAAUUAUAUUUAAACAUGGCAAAGCACUAACAUUAAUUAUUUACAGGACAACAACAGCAGUUUUGUUUGCCUUUUUAUGCUGCAUAAAAAUGUGAUUUGUAAAAUAUUUUGUAACAGAUGCACCUUUUCUUUUUGAAAUGAAUUCAUUAGUCACUUCACACGUGAUGACGAUCAGAAAUCAAGUGAUAGCAGAAUUUGAAUAAAAUGAAUGUUGAAUCUUU